AAAUUGCCCCUAAUACAAAUGUUUUUCCUAGUAUUCUAGCAUUUUCCAAACCGCAAUAUAAAACAAAACUUGUAAGAAUAGUUAUUAUUAUCUGAAGUUGUGAUUUCAAUUUCUGAUACUGUGAAGAGUGAAAAAAUGCCGCAAGACUUGGCAUUGGAUUUGGAGGAGCUUCGCCACCUCCACAGCAUCGUCAAAAGACCUCGAACUCUCUCUCUACUCUCCUCCGAAAUUCGCAUCCUCGAAAAGUUAUCGUCAUCAGAGGAGCCUUCUGCGCAGGCUUCGCAGAUUCCGGCGCCGAUUACGACCGGAACUAAGGUGGCGCCUUCAGUUGCACUGAAUUAUGCCGCACUCGCUUCGUUCAGUUGGGAUCAGGAUAGCGACAAAGUUAAGAUAUAUGUGUUAAUGGAGGGAAUUGAUGAAGACAAGGUUGAAUCUGAGUUUAAGUCAAUGUCAUUUGAUGUUAAGUUCCAUGAUGUUCAAGGGAAGAACUACCGAUGUGCAAUAUCAAAAUUGCAUAAGGAGAUAGUACCAGAGAAAUGUAAGGUUGUGGUCAAGCCUAAAAGGGCAAUCAUCACGUUGGUGAAGGCUUCCAAAGGAAACUGGCUAGAUUUGCACUUCAAAGAAGACAAGCUAAAGCCAAAUCUGGAUAAGGAGAAAGACCCAAUGGCAGGAAUCAUGGACAUGAUGAGGAACAUGUAUGAGGAUGGGGACGAAGAGAUGAAGAAAACCAUUGCAAAAGCAUGGACUGAUGCUAGAUCUGGGAAAACAGCUGACCCUUUAAGUAGCUACCGUUGAGCUACCAGAAGAGGUUCAGUGCUUAGUUUCUUUUUCUAGGGAAAAGAUUUGCUCUAUUUAAUUACAUUAUCUUGUUAUAAAAUGAAUGCUUGGCCCGUGUUCAUGGAACUUGUGGAAUAUUAGAUGUGCUGUUAUUGUUACAAAAGUUAUACUUUGAUAUAAUGACGAGAUUUUUGUCUGUGGUUGCUCGAAUA
This is a messenger RNA of Glycine soja, 989 nucleotides long. Its product is annotated as calcyclin-binding protein-like. The transcript is spliced from 5 exons. The record is from RefSeq and is a predicted model, not a curated record. Gene Ontology annotation, molecular function: ubiquitin protein ligase binding; S100 protein binding; tubulin binding. Bases 136 to 795 code for a protein of 219 amino acids. Lineage: Eukaryota; Viridiplantae; Streptophyta; Magnoliopsida; Fabales; Fabaceae.